Perca fluviatilis (European perch) is the source of this 2419-nucleotide messenger RNA. RefSeq names its product family with sequence similarity 83 member C (gene sack1c). Bases 560 to 2401 code for a protein of 613 amino acids. NCBI's taxonomy places the organism in Eukaryota, Metazoa, Chordata, Actinopteri, Perciformes, Percidae. The record is from RefSeq and is a predicted model, not a curated record. The transcript is spliced from 5 exons.
GCUGGAGACCAAUGACAGGACAGGUAGGCUAGCAACAGGUGAGCAGAGAACACACACACAUUGUGAGGACAGAGCCUCUGUCUGAACAUCCUGUCCGGCCUGACAGGGAAUUAGAGAAGCGAGGACCAUUUCACCGCCUCGGAGGGGAAACUGCUGCCAAACAUUUGGAUUAUUACCGAGAUUGUAACCCCGGACGACAAGAAACAAAUUCAAAUAUCACUGAAAAGGACUUUAGAGAUGCAUGUGAGCCUCGGUGGUGAGUUAAUGUGACUUUUAGAGCUUAAAAACAUGUAUUUAAGGCUUUAAAGUGUCACAACGGUGCAGCCGUUUGUGUUGUUUACGUGGAGUUGUAAUAUUGAACUCCAAUGUUAAACCACCACUGUUUGUAGCCUAUAACAUAGGCCUAUAUAUGGCUAAAUGUCUCCUUAUUCUUUGCAGUAAUGUUUUUACAAAACCAUUAGACUACAGUAGCAAAUAGUUUGGGUUAUUUAGUAUAUUACAUAACGCAUGAGAGGGCUGUUAGGGUUUUUUAUAAAAACCUAAUAAAUCCCCCUGAACCAUGAGCAACUCGGAGGGGCUUCGGCCGGCGCCGUCCGGCAGGAAGCCGCUGGGGAAGCUCGCCUCCCGGCUGGAGGAGGUGAAGAACCCGUGGCGGCAGGUCUCCUCGCUGGAGCUGAGCCACAACGAGGCUGCGCGGCUGGCGACCGACGCGCUCCUGGAGCACGGGGAGCAGGAGUACCGCCGAGUCCUGACGGAGGAGCGGGAACUCAACUUUCUGUCCCCGCUGGAGAUCCGCUACGUCACCCAGCACGCGGCCAAAACGUUCGAAUCCGAGAGCAACGGCUCCGGCUCCAACGACCGGGACUUCGGGGACGCGGACGCAGUUUCCGAGCUCACAUCCGGGACUUACUUCCCGAUGAUGUCCGACGAGGAGCCGCCGAUGCUGGAGCUCGGCUGGCCGGAGUCCAAGUCGAGGUACGGGCCGUCGGAGACGCAGAUCUACUUCCAGAGGGACAAGUCUCACAACAUCAAAGACCUCAUCAGGUCCCUGAUGAACAAAGCCAAAAAGGUGAUCGCCCUGGUGAUGGACGUGUUCACAGACGUGGACCUGCUGUGUGACCUCAUGGAGGCGUCCAACAAGCGCAAAGUCCCCGUCUACAUCCUGCUGGACGAGAAAAACCUUGAGCACUUCACGGAGAUGUGCUCCACGCUGGAUAUUCAGAGCUCCCACAUGAGUAACAUGCGUAUUCGCAGCAUGUGCGGGGACACGUACUGCACCAAGAGCGGCAAGAAAUUCACCGGUCAGGUCCUGGAGAAGUUCAUGAUCAUCGACUGUGAAGAGGUCAUCGCCGGCUCGUACAGCUUCACCUGGCUGUCGGCUCAGGUGCACAGCAACAUGGUGAUGCAUUUCACCGGCCGGAUCACCGACAGCUUCGACAGGGAGUUCCGCUGUCUGUACGCCGACUCGCAGAUCAUCGACUGCUUCUUCAACGCGGAGGAGGAGGGUAUGCCCUACUACCCGUCAUACCAGGCCAUGAUGGCCCCCGGCAUGGGGCUUGGCCCGGUCAUGGGGCUGGACUUACUCCCCGACAGCCGGCAGAGGGACCGGGUGUGCUCUGAAAACUCCAGCAGCCAAUCAAGUAACAGCAUGUCCAGCGUCAAGGCGGCACCCGGGAUGACGUCUAACACGGUCUACAAGGUCACUCAGACUCACGACACCAAGCCCAACAGCAACCCUCGCCUUAGCCCCGAGAGGAGAGGCGGAACCCUGACACCUCCGGGGCCGCGAGCCACCGCUAACGGGGGAGCCAAUCACAGCCCAGGGAUGGAGCGCCCGCCGCCGCCCUACGGUCAGCCAAUGGGCGUCGAGUGGAACAAGCACAACCCAGCGGACGCCAUUCGGGCAAAUGUAGGCGGCGCCACCUCCAAGUUGCAGGGGUUGGGGUUGUACGAGCACAAAUCGGGCAUGUUCCACGGCGCCAGCACCCCCGUGUCAAACCUAAACCCCAAGACACAGACGCCUUCCCCGGGCAACGAGGGCAAACUCAUCCCCAAACAGAGGACUCCCUCCAACCCGUUCAUCAACAAAUUCUCAGAAAUCUUCCUGCCGCAGUCCAGCAAAGAGACGUACAACUUCCGGAGGCCGCCGUCCCCUCUCGGCAACCCGCCCUGGGGGGGACCGGACCUCUCGCAAAACGAGCCGGAGAGCCAGCAGAGCCCACCGCCGCCGAUGUCCCCGGGCGUGGUGAUGAGCCGGCACGACCAGAAGCGAAUGACGCUGGGCCACAGCAAGCUGGACAUGGUGAACCAAUACAACAAGCUGAAGAACCGGCAGAUCUACAGCCGCUUCGAGCUCAAGCCCAAUUCAGUUCCAGUUGAGGGUGAUUUCAUCGGAAACUAAAUGUGUGUUUAAAGGUUA